ACUUCAGUAGAGGCGACAACGACAAGGAAUAGUUCGUUAUCCUCUGUAUCCGUGCCACUCAUGGCUCUCCCUGUCGACGCCGCUGGGCCGGGGAGCAUGACUUCGUCAUUCUCAUCAAGCAGCACAAAUGCAACAGCUGGGCCAAGCUCUGCUUCGGCUAUAUCAACUUUGCGCUCGCUGUAUCCAAGGGCCGCUCAUGCACUUCUUCAACGGGAUUUCACUCUUACGCAGACGAUACUCGAAUCAGCAUUCGAGCUUCUACCGCCACCGUCGUCAUUGGGAUCUUCGUCCGUCCCCGACUCAUUAGACACGCACCGACGCAAAUGGGAUAUACUACGGAUCACUCUCGAGACGUCCGCUUUUGACUCUCCGCCUUCUGCAAGCAGUAAGGGAGUUUCUGCAGACGACGUAUUACCGCCAACUUUACGUGCGAACCUCAUGUUGUCCGCUCCGGGACUCAUUACCGCACUUCAUACGCGCUCAGUGAGGCUCUUCACUCCGAAGCAGCAAAGCCCGAAAGCAGCAUUUCUCCCUGCGCAGAUACUAAUACCUCUAGUGUAUUCAAGUCUCAAGUUACAUUGUCCUGACGUUGGACGUGGGAUGAUCGAGGAUUGGUUAGCGCAGAGGGACUCGGUUGAGAGCACUCGAAGAGAUUUAGAAGGGUACGAACGUGUGCUGGAGUUGUAUUGCCUGCAUGUCCUCACUCGGUUACACGAUUGGGAGUAUGCCCAGGAGUUUCUGGAAUAUGAAAGCGAAUUGUCUGAUAAGGCUCGGCAGAGCCUUAAAACGAAACUACAAGUAUUCCGCGCUCAAGAAAUCGAAUCAGCACGUUCAAUACCAAGUCCUCCACCCCCUUCACUCCCAAGCUCAUCGAGUAGUUCGGGUUCGAGGACACCUUCCCCCUCUCCUUCACUAGAAUCGAAUUCCUCUUCGGACACGGACGAUACACAUUCGACACGUACGGUCGUUCCGCAUACUCCACGCGCGAAACAUGGAAUGAAUGGUGUGCUAUCGCCACUAACGCCGACUCCGUCGUCGUCUUCUACCUCCCUUGCCGCAGAGGCGAAAUAUUCGAAUUCGAAUGGACAUGCGGGGAUUAAAGGAAAAGGACGGUCCGUGUCUCCCGUCUCGGAAUUAUCCACUGCUCGAGGGAGUCAAGCACUUACUGAACGACGGGCUGCGGGGAGCAUAAGUGCGAAUGGACAUGCGCAACAUAGGACGGUAGGAGCGAGGAACAACGAGCCGUCCGGGCUAACGUUUGCGAUGAGUAUUUUAAAGACGUACAUCUCGCAGGUGGGAGCUUCGAGGCUUUUGUUUGCCUUAUUAUGCCUCCUGGUCCCUGUUUUCUCGUUCUUGGUUCGACUACGCAAUAGGCGAAGAAGUCAGAAGGCUAUUACUGGGACGCAUAGCGGAUCGAGCGUGGAUGCGGUCCGGAGGAGGUUAGCGGGGCAGGUACGAGGAGGCGGUGGUGGGUUGUUAGGCUCUCUAUGGGUGGAAAUGAUACGUGCGGUGGCUGAUGCGGUGCGUAUGGCGGGUGGCGGACUUGUAUAGCGUAUAGCAUUAUUUCUUCAAGGAGAUUUCUAAUGAUGUUGUUUUCGUGUACACAUGUCGAUUCCCUGAAUCGUUUUUCUUGUUAUUCAUGCUUAUUUUAUAUAGUUUUCCGUAAUCUUGAGUUCAAAUUCUUGGUUUUUAAACUCUCUCCUUUGUGCCUCUUAGUUCCUUUCAUUGCCUUUGUGCCUUCCUUUCUUUUAAUUUGGUUUUGGUUUGUUUUUUAGGGUAUGUUCGGAUUGAUCGUGCUCAUAUGCAUACACGAAAUGGGGUAAACAC
Molecule: messenger RNA, 1827 nt
Organism: Fomitiporia mediterranea MF3/22
Lineage: Eukaryota; Fungi; Basidiomycota; Agaricomycetes; Hymenochaetales; Hymenochaetaceae
Exons: 2
Coding region: 61-1551 (496 amino acids)
Source: RefSeq, a predicted model, not a curated record